Molecule: messenger RNA, 2534 nt
Organism: Asparagus officinalis (garden asparagus)
Lineage: Eukaryota; Viridiplantae; Streptophyta; Magnoliopsida; Asparagales; Asparagaceae
Product: purple acid phosphatase 15-like
Exons: 8
Molecular function (GO): acid phosphatase activity; metal ion binding
Source: RefSeq, a predicted model, not a curated record
AUGAUAUUUAAUUCUUUUGUAGUUUCUUGGUAGUACGUAUUAAUAAACCCUCCUUAUAAACACCCAUCCUCUCCUUGCUGCUACUACUACCUCCAUCCAUCCCCUCAAACAAGGAGAGAGAGAGAGAGAAGGAAAAAGUGGGUAGAGAUGGGGAAGUGGGCCCCACUUCUUCUAGCGGCGGUGCUGUCGACGGCGUUCUGCUGCACCCGCGGGGGCAUCCCGACGACGUUGGACGGUCCGUUUAAACCGGUGACCGUAAACGCCGGGUUCCGCGGAAAGGCGGCGGACUUACCGGACUCCGACCCGAGGGUCCGGCGCCGGGUUAACGGGUUCGAACCCGAACAGAUAUCGGUAUCCUUGUCGGCGACCGAGGAUUCAGUUUAUAUCUCUUGGAUCACAGGAGAAUUUCAAAUUGGUGAUGACAUUGAGCCGUUGGAUCCUGAAACUGUAGCUAGCAUAGUUCGUUAUGGAAGGAGGAGGCAUUCAUUGAAUAAUGAAGCCGCUGGCCAUUCGCUUGUUUAUAGUCAGCUCUACCCAUUUGAAGGCCUUCAGAAUUAUACUUCUGGGAUAAUUCAUCAUGUUCGCCUCACAGGACUGAAGCCAAAUACAAAGCACUACUAUCAAUGCGGAGACCCUUCAAUACCAUCCAUGAGCAAAACCCACAAAUUCAAAACGAUGCCAAAUCCGGGUCCAACCCGUUACCCGAAAAGAAUCGCAGUCAUCGGCGAUUUGGGUCUGACGUACAACACAACAUCCACAAUGGAUCACUUGAGGAGGAACAAGCCUGAUCUAAUUAUGUUAGCAGGAGAUGUCACUUAUGCAAACAUGUACUUAACAAACGGCACUGGUUCAGGCUGCUACUCUUGCUCGUUCAAAAAUUCACCGAUACACGAAAGUUAUCAGCCUCGUUGGGAUUAUUGGGGACGGUACAUGGAACCUGUGAUAUCUGAAACACCGACGAUGAUUGUAGAAGGAAACCAUGAGCUUGAAUUACAAGCUGAGAAUAAGUCGUUUGUAGCGUAUAGUUCCAGAUUCGCGUUUCCUUCUGAAGAAAGCGGAUCAGGUUCCACGUUUUACUACUCCUUCAAUGCGGGAGGGAUACAUUUUGUUAUGCUUGGUGCGUACACUUCUUACAAAAAGUCAGGGGAGCAAUAUAAAUGGCUGGAGAGAGAUUUGGCCAAUGUAGACAGAAGUGUGACUCCUUGGUUGGUAGCUAUGUGGCAUCCACCAUGGUACAGCACCUACAAAGCCCAUUACAGGGAAGUAGAGUGCAUGAGGGUGGAAAUGGAAGACUUGUUAUACUCCUAUGGCGUUGACAUUGCCUUUUGUGGUCAUGUUCAUGCGUAUGAAAGAUCAAAUCGAGUCUACAACUACACAGUAGAUCCCUGUGGACCUGUACACAUAACGAUUGGCGAUGGAGGUAACAUAGAAAAGAUGGCAGUGGAUCAUGCUGAUGAGCCUGCCAACUGUCCGAAUCCAUUGAAAACACCCGAUAAAAUCAUGGGCGGAUAUUGUGGUUUCAACUUCUCUUCAGGUCCUGCUGCAGGCAAAUUUUGCUGGGAUCAACAACCAGAGUAUAGUGCGUAUAGAGAGAGUAGCUUUGGUCAUGGUAUCUUAGAGGUGAAGAAUGAGACACACGCUCUGUGGACAUGGCACAGAAAUCAGGAUUGGUACAAUAGCGCGGGAGAUCAGAUAUACAUAGUCAGACAACCUGAGAAAUGCCAUGUCAAGCCCGAAUCAUUACCAAGAAAUUGAGGAAGACAUGAGAUCGCAUGAUAUCAAGAAAAACCUUGGAGAAUAUCAGAGGACGUACGUGGAUCAAAUGGAAACGAAAUGUAUUGUAGUAUAUUCAUAUAUGUUUUUAACUCGUUGGGACUUGAUGUGUUCAAAGAAGUAAUAAAACUAAAUAAAAAGUUUGAUUAGAUACCGAACAGUCGUUCAGGGCCCGUUUGGAUGGAGUAUUUUGUUCCGAAAAUUAGGAGGAAAACUGUCAAAAUCGUCGCUUUUUGACAGCUUUCCCCCAAAAUCGUCUCUUUAAGCUUUCCACCAAAAUCGCCUCUUAAAAGGUGAUUUUAGGGCCAAAAAAACUGCCAAUUUAGCAGCUUUCCUCCCAAUUUUCAAGGCAAAACACCACAUCCAAAUGGGCCCUCAGCCUUUUUGAUCAGAUAUGUUCUCGUGACUUGGGCAAUAAUCACUUGAAAACUACCAAAUUUGUGAAUUGCAUGAAAUUUAUCAUCUUCUAUAAGAUUCUAUUAAUAAUCUCCCUCGUCCAUAUUUCACUCUUAUCUUUAAUUUCUAUAACUCACUACUAUCUUUAGAAAUUUCCUUGCACAGAAUUCAAACCGAAAGACCCGCUCACCAACACAAAAUCAAAUCAAUAGCAACCACAAAGUUUUAAAGUUUAAAAAAGAAAAAGAAGAAGAAAAAAAAAUUCCCAAUACCUCAACUUAAUCGCUGCGCACGAAACACAAAAUAAUCUCUCAAAACAAAAUCACUUACCUCCAGCAAGAAAAUGGCAGGCCGCGGCCUUCAAG